Messenger RNA from Lethenteron reissneri (Far Eastern brook lamprey), 4052 nucleotides. Its product is annotated as protein phosphatase 1 regulatory subunit 14B-like. NCBI's taxonomy places the organism in Eukaryota, Metazoa, Chordata, Hyperoartia, Petromyzontiformes, Petromyzontidae. Gene Ontology annotation, cellular component: cytoplasm. The record is from RefSeq and is a predicted model, not a curated record. Gene Ontology annotation, biological process: regulation of phosphorylation. Gene Ontology annotation, molecular function: protein serine/threonine phosphatase inhibitor activity.
UUCACCUCGCAGGUGCGAGCCCGAGGAGCAGGUAAGAGUCGCACGGAGGCGGCGGUAGUGGUGGUGGUGGCUCUGGCGUUGGUGUUUGACACAGAGAGGACGAAGAGCGGCGGCACACGAUGUCGGAGAGCAGCGGCACUCGCGUGUGCUUCGAGGCGGGCGCUGAAGAGGAAGGCGAGUGCGAGGGCGAGGAGGAGGAGGAUGCCGGGGCAGGCGCGCCGGGCCGCAGGCAGGGCAAGGUGACGGUGAAGUACAACCGGCGUGAGCUGCAGCGCCGCCUCGACCUGGAGGGCUGGGUGGACGAGAGGCUCACGCAGCUCUACGCCUGCCCCGAGGAAGAGAUGCCAGAGCUGGAAAUUGACAUCGACCAUCUCCUGGAGCUCAACACGGAUGAGGAGAGGGCGGAGCAGCUACGGGAAAUCUUACAGGCAUGCGCCAACAGCCCAGAGGGGUUCAUCGCGGAUCUGCUGUCGAGCCUCAAAGGGAUGAAGAAACUCAACAACGGCAGUCGGAAGUGAUGGCUCCCUGGGCUUCUACGGUCAAGCAGCUCACCCCCAGACUACAAGAAGCCUUUCGUUAAUGCGAAUGACGAACUCGUUGGGCGAAUGGGCUUUUACAAGUAACCGGAGUUGUCGCUUUAGUGGCUGGAAACUAUGCAAACCCCGCAAGUCUGGCAUGCGAGAGGUGCCUUUUUGUUACCUGGGCUUGUGCUUCGUGUGCGUUGUGAGCCUUGGGUUUCGCACGCCGGCUAAGGGAGAGCAUGCUGGGUGCCGUGUGGAUGCGUUCCAAAGCGGUGGGUUAUUCUUGAACAUCGGUCUUUGGGGCUCCGGAAUAUUAAUGCUGUAGUUACACUUUUGCAUUUUGCAACGGUGGUUUUAACGUUUUGGUUCGGUCACAGCACGGAAUAGACAAUUGUGUAGCACGUGGUGCUGAGCCGUCUCGAGCACAACGUAUACAUUUGUAACUGGUUAACGUUAAUGAAUAAUAAAUCCGUUUUAACGACACUCGGACAACGGUAAUGGUACGCAAGUUACUUAAUCGUGUUACAAAAUGUAUAGCUUUAAAUGAGACCGAAAUCUUUUACGUUUAGCAGCAGGUAGCAAUGUGUGCGAUGGCUUUUCGUGUUAAAUGCAUGUCGGUGUUGACUUGUGUCGAUUGGUCUAUUUAUAACGUAACGAUGUGCGCAUGACCCCGAGACCAGAUGUGUGGUUCCACGGUGGGGAUCUGCCUCACCACGUGGCAACGAUCACGUGGUGCACCCUCGCGAGGUUGUACAGUAAAACCUUGGAUUGCGAGUAACUUGGUCUGCGAGUGUUUUGCAAGACGAGUAAUUUUUAAAAAGAAAUAUUAAUUUGAUAAACGAGCGAGGUCUUGCAAUACGAGUAGUACGUAUAUACGCUUUGUCUGCCGAGCGUCACGUGAUCACAACUGAUAUACGAGUGCUUUGGAUUACAAACACGUUUCCGGAACGAAUUAUGCUCGCAGUCCAAGGUUUUGCUGUACUCCUUACCUCCACUAGAGUAGUGGUGAUGAUGGCGAUGAUUGGAAGCUCUGCUGCUUUUUUCAAUUGAGCUUUGCCCCCAGCGAGUGGGAACAAAUAUGACCCAAUCAACUUAUAAGCUUCUCAUAUCUUGGGAGCUGAAUAGAGUUGAGCCUGGUUAAUAUUUGACAUGGAUGGAAUACACCAGGGUUUUCCAGGUGUUGUUGGCUUGGGGCUGUGAGAUCGUAAGGAGUUGGCAGUGUUUUAUCUCCUUGUAUAACAUUCCCUGUUGAUUUUCUGGUGUUUUUUUUUCCCUACAUGCCACUCAAUCAGUUAUGGAACUGGCCAAACAUCCCAAUGGAGGACCCUCCUGUAAAAUGUUCAUAGUCGUUAAGAUCUUCUUGGGUAAAAUAUUGGCAUGAGUACAUUUAAAAAUAUCAUCUGUUUUGUCAUUCCCAGCCACUAAAGCUGGUGGCUGCCUGUAAUGUGAUGCAGAGGCCUGCACUGACGUUUAUUCAUUGUGCAUGUUGGAUAUAUAUGUCAUGGAAAGGCCCACACAUUUUAAAGAGGUGCAACGAUUAAGCACGACAAAGUCCUGCGGACACUAAUCACAAGGCAUUAAGUCUGCAUUAACCACGCGUGCAUGUGGUAAAAAAACGCAAACAAAUAUGCGUUGAUAAUGUAUGCACUCUCCCUGCAACUGGUUGGGUCUGCACCGGAGGCAGACUGUUUUAUGACGAAAGGCCGCCCAAAGGCGAGCAGUUACAAGGAGUAAGCAAACACCAAAGCAUUCAUAGCUGGGUUUAAGCAGUUAUAGCUAUAGGGACCCCCAUUCACCAGUAUAAAUACUCCUGUACAGCAGCAAGGGUAAAUCGAUAUUUUAUGAUUUGAUGUCUUGAUACUAUUAACUACUUUUAUUCUACCAGCAAAGGCCCACUGAGCUAUAUAGCUAUUUUUCAGAAGCGACCUGGCCACAAAUGAUAGCUCAACGAAGUGGCUUAUCAUGUGGAAAUGUACAGCAGCCAAAUACUCUAAACGCAUGUUUCUAAAUGUAGAGGGGAAAACCUGGAGGACCCAGAGAAGCAGCCACGCGACCACGGGGAGAACAUGCUAACCCCAAAUAUCCAGGCAUAAGGGUUGGGAUUGAACCCACGACCUGUACAACAGGCAAGGUAAUUAACAUCUUGCCACCGUGGCAUACUGGAGAAAGGGUCCCAUAAUUACGAUCAGUCCUUGUUGACACGUACCUAGGCUAUGUCCUGAGCUUUCUCACAAGUUUGAAGAAUUGUUCACGUGAAAAACAACUUUAAAGUUGUGAUCAGGCAUAAUUUGUACUGUAUUACAAUGCAUGGAGGUGAUGUUACGACAUUGUUAUAAUGGUACGCAGGUGUAAUGUCAGUUCCUUUUCAUUAAUGAAGCUUUAAACUCGUGUCAGACAGCCCAGGGUACAUAGGCAAAGUCAAUAUAUACCAGUUGGGUUUUUUGUUGUGUAAACAAUAAAACAGGUUCCUGCUCUUAGAUAAUUCGAGCAUGUUUUUAUGAAUACUGUGACCUAUAUCUUGUGGUUUACUUAAAAUAAUACAUAGAUGUACUGCAAACUGACUGGAAAAUAUACAGACAAUAUCCAUUUAGUGUACGUUUGCUGUAGAUUAUAAUCCUUUGGCUGUGGUUGAAAUUAAUGUUUCCCUUAGAUCUAGGCUAUACCGACGAAUUGUAAUUGAUACGACUUCUUGAAUGAUAUACACGGGUGAGACUUUUAAACAUUUUACUGGCAUUCUGCAAAAUUGCAAUGUGGCAAGAGAUACCGAAACGGACUUAUAUUCAUAUUUGUUCGAUGUAAGACGAGUAUACGUAAUGCAAAUUACAUUUAAGGUGCGAGCAAUGGGGCAGUAGCUCACACCGCGCUAUCGACCUGGUACCCCAAGUUCAAUCUCUGGCCAUGGCUUACAUUCGUCAUGAGUGACAUGAACCAGGCCUGCAAACCCCUCCCAAUGCACCGAGCUAAUGAAGAUUUGAAAGGUCGGCGACCGUUCCCUGGUUGACAACAUGCAAUUGUUUAAUUUAUAUCUACAAGUAUAUCACCUCUGAUUGCCCGCCAUUGCCUAUCAGCUUUGGUGCUGGGCACCUGCGAAAGAGCUUCAUAGCAUCGUGGGUUCCAGUACAAAACACAUUCCUGCGGAGGGAGCUGGUAGGAACGUUGGGUUGCUCGGUCAAUGGCCAGGGUCAACGGUGGCGUGGUGUAUUCCGCAAAUAUGUCCGACUGAGGGCGGGCACAAGCCGGCGUGAGUAGGUUAAACGUUGAGUUUUAUCAUCGCGGGUUCCAGUACAAAUAACGUGUGUCUGUGUACACGACUUUGCAUUGCACCUCACCCAAUCGCUCCCCAUGUGUGGCUUCGCUUCACGAGCCACCUGCUCCCAAUAGUGCACGUGGACAUUCAUUCAAUGCGAGUAACACUGCCCCCCACCCCCCAUUUGUUGGGGGGUGUCCGGUGUUGUAUUUCACUCAUUCAUUCUCGGUUUGUGUUGCAUCGUCCCCUUUUUUUUAUUUAUGCAAUAAAUCACUCGACUCGUG